ACCAUGUGUCAUUCAGUUAUCGUGAAUGUGAGAGAAGGUCCACAUCACCGCGAUCACGUUGAAAGCAUUCUCAAUUUCGAUAAGGAUAUUACGCCGUCGUUAAAAAGUGUUUAACUAACAAACUAACCAACUGAUAAUAUAAUAAUAUCUGUCUGCGCAUCACCAAUCACGAGGACACAAUAUGGAUACAACCAAAACAGCCAGGAACGUUUACUCCAUCGAUCAAAUUCUCGGCACAACUCAUCCGUCGAAAAGCGACAAUAAUAGUGUUCAUUGUCAAUCAAAACUGGACGCUUUGUACGCCACCAGUGGAAACGUUUCAUCAUUACAUCGGUCCGAUGAAAACGAUGACGAUAAACCUCGAAAAGUUCGCCGGAGCAGAACAACAUUUACCACGUACCAAUUACAUCAAUUAGAAAGAGCUUUCGAGAAAACUCAGUAUCCCGAUGUAUUUACCAGAGAAGAACUUGCGUUACGAUUAGAUCUCAGUGAAGCCAGAGUGCAGGUAUGGUUUCAAAAUCGGAGAGCUAAAUGGAGAAAACGGGAAAAGUCAAUGGGCAGAGAGUCCAAUCCAUACAUACCAGACCACGCAUUGUUCAGAAACGAUUGUUUGCCGCCGUCGGCUCUGGGUGGCGGAGGCGGUGGAGGCGGAGGCGGUGGUGGUCCGCUCCCGUUCCUCACGCCCGAACAGUUUUGGCCCAGCAUCGUGUUCAACCCGGCGGCCGCGUCCGCGAUCCUACUCGGACUGCCGUGGCCUCACCAUAACCAACAACUUCACCAUCAUCAUGGGCAGUCGUCGGCCGCGUCACCGUACGACCAUCACUCGUCCAUCAUCCACAAGGCGCUCUCCGAACGGAUAAUGUGCACCGCGGCCGCCAACCAGUGGCCGGUCGUCGCGCACACUUCGUCUUCCGAGCCGCACAGCCCGUCGUCCGCAACGUCGUCCAGCUCUCCACCCCCGUCACCGCCCGCCCGCGAGUCGCUCGCCGAAGCCGAAGCCGCCGCCACCGCCGCGGAAAGUCGAUCGCCCGAACGGCGGCCGGACGCGCGCAGUUCGCCGCCCACCGUUCUGAUGGAGAACGUGUCCUGUUAGUGGGCGGUCGUCGCGCGUUCACCCGAAGACCGGCAGCGUAACGCGACCGAUCGAAACGAAAGGGUUUCGUCAGUCCCACGUUUGAUCGCGGGACGCCCAUAGUUUUCGGCCGUAAUCGGCCCCGCGAACCGAUACUCCGGCUACUCGACAUUUCGUUAUCCGUUACGUUUCGUUUUUUCGUUUUCUCCGUUCGACUUUUACGCUCCGCACUAACAACGAACUGACUGCAUACGUAUACCUGCACUCGAACAACAUCACGGUCGAUCACGAAUUCUCGACGUUGUCGUUUAUUCCAAAACUUAAGGAAUUCGGUUGCACGAGUGCAUCGAUCAUUUAUCGGCUGUCAAAUAUAAAUCAUAUACCCUUGUUCGUGACUUUUUUAAAAUAAAAUAAAAAUCAUAUUUCUUCCCCGUACAUCAAUUUCUUUACGAAAAACUAUAUUUAUUCAAAUGAUAUCCGAUAAACUAUUUGUCCUUUUCGGUAUAGCAAUUCAAAUUUCAUUUUUCAUUUUUUCAUUUACAUACUUUAAAGUUUGAACAAAAAUCCGUUAUUGUGUAUUAGUCGAAACUGAGACAAUAUCAUAUAUUAUCGGGAAUUUUAAUCAGUGUCUUUACCAAAAUUAAACUGUACCGAUCGGUUAUUCAACAUAAACUAUUUAAUAAUCUAUCCAUUAAAAAAAAAAAAAAAAAAACCGUGAGAAAAUU
Molecule: messenger RNA, 1797 nt
Organism: Sipha flava (yellow sugarcane aphid)
Lineage: Eukaryota; Metazoa; Arthropoda; Insecta; Hemiptera; Aphididae
Product: retinal homeobox protein Rx3-like
Exons: 4
Coding region: 182-1093 (303 amino acids)
Biological process (GO): regulation of transcription by RNA polymerase II
Molecular function (GO): DNA-binding transcription factor activity, RNA polymerase II-specific; RNA polymerase II transcription regulatory region sequence-specific DNA binding
Source: RefSeq, a predicted model, not a curated record